CCUUGGCAAUGCCAAUUUGCAAAUUUUGCAAGCAAUGGAGAGCCUGCUUGCAGAUUUCGUUCGUUGUACUGACCCUGUCCAUGGCAGCUGCGAUGAUCGGUAUGGCACGAACCAUCAAUGGCUUACACGAUGAGUUGACGAGCCUCUCAAAGUCCCAACUUCAGGUUGCGGCUUCACGGUCAGAAGGUUCAGAUUUCGGAGAUGAAUUUGACCCUUCACAGGAGAAGCACUCAGGAGCCCCACCUCGGCAUCUUUCCAUGUUCGGAAUCGGUACUGAUUCAUCGGCAGGUUGUUGGUUGUUGAGCGAUCACGCGACUAGCAACAGCUUUGACGUCAGCCAGGCAACCUGCAACUUUCUCAAUUGUCCAUCGUGCUUCAUCUCCCCAACCAGCUUGAGUCAAGCAACCACGCUCACUAUCACUGGCUGCAGUACGCAUCGAUGGGGAAUCGGGACAGGCACACGCACAAGAAGUGGUGUUUGGGGAUACACCUUCAUCAACAGGGAUUCGACGAACACCAUGACGGUGACCGAUGGAAGCGGCUCUUGGGUACUCUCUCCACUGGCCUAUGUUCAUGCUUACUGUGACUCUGCGAGUGGCAGCAACCGCUUGUACUUUACCACGACAUCAGUGGCCACCCUGACAGUUGCCGAUGGCUUCACGCUUUCGGGUGGAAACUUCGAUGCCUCUGCCAGUACUGGAACUUUUCAAACAGGCAGCGGCGCCAUUUCCCUGAAUGGUGAUGUUACAGCUGCUUCUGGCUUCACAUUGUCAAGUGGCAACUUUGAUGCUUCUGGAAGUACCGGGACCUUCCAAACAAGCUCCGGCGCUGUGUCGGUGAACGGUGCAGUGAGCAUGGCCCAAGGCUUGACUAUCACCAACGGAAACUUCGAUGCCUCUGGGAGUACAGGUACAUUUCAGACCUCCACCGGAGCUGUGAGUCUGAAAGGAUCAGUGACCUGUGACAACGGCUUCACGCUCUCCUCUGGCAGCUUCGAUGCAUCUGCGAGCACGGGCGCCUUCUCCACAGGCAGUGGGAGUGUCACCUUCAACGGACCGGUCUCCGUGACCGGAACCAACACCUUCACGGUGGGCACUGCUGGCAGUGGAGGUGCUACCCGACUGUAUGGAGAUGUUACCGUGGGCGGAGCCAGUGCUGGGCAGGCAGCUGACAUCGACGUGUUUGGUGCCUUCAGACGGUAUGACCACGACAGUGCUCGCAACGUCAUUUCAAGCGCCAGUGACGGGGUCACACUCAAGGGCACUUUGUCUUUGGAUGGCGGAACAACAGUGUCCAGUGGCAACAACCUUGCCAUUGCCACCUAUGGCACCAUUGUCUGCGAUGCAAGCACCGGAGGUUACACAGCCGUUUGUAGAGCAACAUAGGGAGCGGCAAGAGCUGGUUCGAAAGCGUUCGAAGGUCAAUUCAUGACCCAUUCAUGACCCCUGUGUUGCAGAAGGUCGUGGUCUCCAGCGUUUCCUCUCGAGUUGCACAUAGGUUCAGAAUGGUUCAGGCAUGAUCGAGGUUAUUCCUUGAGAUCCGGCAGUCAAAGGCACUGCUCUCCGAGCAUUUGUUCUAUUGGCCUCGGACUAUUCGAUCUGUAAAGCAGACCGACAAGACUGGCCUCUGCGAAAAAG
Molecule: messenger RNA, 1637 nt
Organism: Cladocopium goreaui
Lineage: Eukaryota; Dinophyceae; Suessiales; Symbiodiniaceae
Source: the annotation of a GenBank genome assembly